ACUAAUCCUUCCAUGCUCACCUCUCAACUCAUUAAGUGAUCAUGAACGCCGAAACUCCCCCAAAACGUCCAUUACAUAUAUUAUUCUAUUGCCCAAAUGAUCUCAAACAGUGCCGCUUAUGCUCAAUUCGCGAAUCUCCUGUAAAACUUGUUCCACGCGACUAUCAAGAUGUCCUUGAGCGUAUUGCUCUCUUGUAUCUGCAUCCAAGUAUUGUUGAACCUGAGCCAUACGGGAAUAUGCUUCGGCACAGAAACGAAGUUGAAUCUUGACUAAAGCUUCAAAACUUGGAUCUAGGUACGGUACUCGGAGGUCGAUUAGUUGUGGGAGUUCAGUGAAGAGUUGCUCGUUGAGUUGUUCAUAUGCUGCUUUGGCCAUUUCCUGUUCCUUUUCGGCGCGAGGAAGCUUGCUAACGUCCUUGUCCGGUUUCUCUACAAGCUUCUUGACCUUAGCUCUCAUAGCAUCGUAAUCCAAAAGUUUGUGGUUUCGCUUUUUGAUGCCUGGGAUUGUUAGUCUAAGAGCUCAAGGAUGAUAAUUCGUCAGAGGAGGUCCCAUACAUUCAUUGAUAUCAGGGAAGUAUGCGCAAAAUCUGGAAAUUGGUUCUAGAACCGUGGUACUGAAUUAUGUUAGUGGUGCAACUACAAAGGUUCCCUCCAACACUAACCGAUAUGGACCAUCAAGCGCCUUGAUCGUCUCGGCAUCCAAGUCCUCUACAGCUUGUUUGUAACUUCUGCUAACACCAUCUUUUGCACCAGCAUCUCCGUAGAAGGCGUCGAUCGUUUCUGCGAUUCGCAUCUGUGAGGCCGUCAUGGCUGCGCGGAUCAGCGCGGAACUAUCCAAUGUGUACAUCUUGCUACCCACCACGUAGAGAAUCCAAAUAACCUUUCGCCUCCUUCUGCAAUCGCAUCGAUGCUGCUUCCAUUGUUCGAUAUCGCCUGAGCGGUCAUGAGAAUGUGGUCUGGAAGCUCGCAUACGCCGGAAUUCCCUACCUCUCCUCUACUUCAUAAUCUCGGUCGUUGGUCUUCUCGACAUGGCCUAAAAUAUAUCAGACUACUAUUCAUAUUCAGUAAUCUUAGAGAGCAUUGCAUACCAGUCUUCAUCAUAACCUGCGUCGUCGCGCGGUUGAUAUUCUUUUUGAAUCCUACGAUCUUCCGUCAGCGCAUUGCACCCGGCGGGCGGUUCUCUUGAUUGCGUACCCUGCCACGACAUGAUGGCGGUUCUCUUCUGGGAGUGUUGGGCGUAUGAAGAACUCGUGGAGAAAUCAAGUAGCGUCAAAAGGAUGUACUCUGGUGGAAAGGUCGGUGGUAAAAUAUGAGAUUGUUGAUGAGAAAGUUGGAAGUUGCACUGCAAAGGCGUGCCUACGUCGUCUGUGGCUGAGCUGCCCCAAAGCGGGCGCUAAACCCCGCCAUCAUCGAAAUUUACUGGGGCUCACUUUUUUCGUCUGAUCUGAACAUACAAAACAUUCACAUUUCCCAAACACCAUCACCACAACCCCCUUUCCUGCUACACAAAGACCGUAUACUUCCCAAAAUGCCAUCCCGCGGUAACCCUAAUGUGCCAAACAAGCAACGGCGCACUGCGAGCCGAUCCAAAGUUCAAUCCAAGAACGCCAAAAACAAGAUCACCAAGAAUCCACGAGGUACUGCGCGAAGCAAUGUCCUUCACCCUACGAGUGGUCCGCUAGCACCCGUCUCCGGAAAGAAGGCGAGAAAGCUGGAGAAGGCGCAGAACAAUGCGCGUCGAAGAGCCCUGGAGAAAGCUUUGCAAGAAGGAGAAGUUCAGAUGACGGGUAAGUUAUAUUAUCUUGAGUCUUCUCCAUGAAUAACCCAUUAACAAAGCAUCAGAUGCGCCAACUACGACCAAAUCUAAACAGACUGUUGCUAAGGCGGAUAAGAUGGAGGUUGACGAUGUCCAGUGAUUAUUUCGAGAGGAUCAGCACCUUGACGGGGGGCUUCCCGGGCGAGCAUAAACCCAAAAAGAGCUGCCUCCAAAGAUAAAGGAAGUGGCUAGCUUUGAGUUGGCAAUGUAUAGAAAAGGCAAAACAAUUCUACGGCGUUGGGGGACGGGAACGGGCAGGGAAAAUGUUACAGUUUGGCGUCUUUGUUUUGAAAAAAUACCCAGAAAUACGAUCAUAAUGGCACGCACCAGCGAACAUUUCGCUCCAAAAUCUAUACCAUACCUCGAAUCCAUUUCCUCCUUCCAAGAAAGCCUUUUCAAGAAAGCCAAAAGUACUGGCCUGGUUCAGCGACCGAGUGAGCUACCACAGUCAGAAUCACAUCUGAAUUUCGCUCAAUCUGUUCAGGAUUUUUCUAGAUGGCUCGCUACGAGGUCGGUUGUAAUUAUUUUUACAUUACAAAGCGUACCAAGUUAUGGCUCCGGACCAGCAGUGCCAGUCCGUAGUUCCUUGAAGACCUUUGCAGCUCCAGCAUUUCUGCUCAUGACGCUCUCUGACGCCAGGUAGUUUCAGAGGGUAGAAGCUUUCUUGAUCGAUCUAUCUUAAUGAUUGGAAGCAUUUUAGAUUCGUAGCGACUUGUUCCUUACCAUGCGGGCCUUCUCGCUAUUCGUCUCGCCCCUGUUUUUAUAACAGCUCGAGGAACUUUGAACUCUUUUGAAGGCUGUUGUCAUGAUACUGAGUGUAAAUCCUGUUUGUGAAAUCAAUGGCCUUUUUUGACAAAAUUGCAUGACCUGGCGAACAAGUCAGUAUUUUACAGCCUUUUCAUUGAAAAUACAGCCAAUAGUUUUGCUCUUGCAAAAAUCCUUUUCAUUUCAAUGCGCGGGUAAUGAUGCAUAUUUCGGUUGGUUCUCUCGCCUAUGACUAGGUCAUCGAUUACAGAUUGCGUGGUCGGAAUGGCGCACGCUUGUCAGGUUGUAAUGAGUUAGCAGUCAGGCGUAAUUGAAGGGUAUCUCCGAAUUACUCGGUUUAGAAAUUUUGAGGACCACUUUAAUUGCGGCUCAGAGGCUCAGUUCUCGGGGACGCGUCAGAUUCGCCCAGUCGCUUCUUAGUAAUCAGUGAAAAU
Molecule: messenger RNA, 3014 nt
Organism: Hymenoscyphus albidus
Lineage: Eukaryota; Fungi; Ascomycota; Leotiomycetes; Helotiales; Helotiaceae
Source: the annotation of a GenBank genome assembly